This is a messenger RNA of Pyrus x bretschneideri (Chinese white pear), 1045 nucleotides long. Its product is annotated as vesicle transport v-SNARE 13. The record is from RefSeq and is a predicted model, not a curated record. NCBI's taxonomy places the organism in Eukaryota, Viridiplantae, Streptophyta, Magnoliopsida, Rosales, Rosaceae. Gene Ontology annotation, biological process: intracellular protein transport; vesicle-mediated transport; vesicle fusion. Bases 227 to 889 code for a protein of 220 amino acids. Gene Ontology annotation, cellular component: endoplasmic reticulum membrane; Golgi apparatus; ER to Golgi transport vesicle membrane. Gene Ontology annotation, molecular function: SNARE binding; SNAP receptor activity. The transcript is spliced from 6 exons.
GUAGCGACCGAGCAUCCAAUGGCCGGUGAUUUUAUCCGAAGGUGCGCACCAAAUUAAUACACAAGUUGGCUUCCUCUUUCGCGCACAUUGCCGUUUCGAUCGCUUCGAAAGCAAAGCAACACCACCACCACGUAGAAGAAACAUUCAACACCCGCCACCGCCCUCAGCCGUCGUCUUUGGCGAUCCAUCUGAAUCUCCGUGUCAUCAGAGAGAAAUUUAGGGAGAGAUGAGCAACGUAUUUGAAGGGUACGAGCGCAACUACAGUGAGCUCUCCGCCAACCUCACCAAAAAGUGUACGGCAGCUGGUGCUCUCGAUGGAGAACAAAAGAAGCAAAAGAUUUCUGAAAUAAAGGCUGGAAUCGAUGAUGCAGAAUCUUUGGUAACGAAAAUGGACCUUGAGGCAAGAAGUUUGCCACCAAAUAUUAAGGCUGUGCUUCUUGCUAAGUUGAGGGAAUAUAAGUCGGAUCUGAAUAAUCUGAAAAGCGAAGUUAAAAGACUUGUGUCUGGAAACGCAUAUGCAACUGCCCGAGAUGAGUUGCUGGAAUCAGGCAUGGCUGAUGCUCUGACAGCAUCAGCUGAUCAAAGAUCAAGGCUAAUGAUGUCAACCGAGAGAUUAAACAAGUCCAGUGACAGAGUUAAGGACAGCAGAAGAACCAUGCUGGAAACAGAAGAGCUUGGUGUUUCAAUCCUCCAAGAUCUGCAUUCACAGAGACAAUCUCUGUUACAUGCUCAUACCACGCUUCAUGGAGUGGACGACAACAUAGGGAAAAGCAAGAGAGUCCUGACUUCCAUGGCGAGGAGGAUGAACAGGAACAAGUGGCUUAUUAUUGCAGUUAUCACCUUUCUUGUCAUUGCGAUCGCUUUAGUCUUGUACUUCAAACUUAAAUAAGCCAAGACAUUUUCUCUUGCUAAGCCUGUGGGUGUUUCGAACGAAACUGAUUUUCAUUUUUCCUGAUUCUCCUUGUUUUUCGAGUGCAAAUUGAGUUUGUCAAGAUGGAGAUCCUUGAUUGUGUAGUAAUGGAAACAUAUUGAUACGUUCCAAACA